GCAUUUAUCUAUGGUCCCAAGUUUUGGAUAACUACCAAUUCCCAACUUUUUUACUACUACUUUAAAUUAGAUGCUUCUUCUAGCUUGCUUUUAUCUGCUUGGAAUAUUUGCAAAUAUUAAUAUAUACCUAUUUAUAGUCUAAAAGUUCCAUAAUCUCCAAUAUAAAAUGCCAAUAUAGUAGCUAGCCAAGCACCAAGUAUUUCUUUCUUUUCACUCUCUUCUUCAAGAACCAUCCACUGGAUUCUUGGGCAGCAGGAAUUGACAGUAGCUUUUGACGUAGAAGUGGAGAAAAAGAAAGCAAGGCUAUGGAGAGCUCAGUUUAUCACCAGCACCAUCAUCGUCUAUUCUUGGAGAAGGAGGCUGCUGCUGCUGCAGUUCCUCCUUAUAACCAUGGUGAAAGGACAAGUGAGUAUUACGCUAGUGAAUCAACUAACUUCGACAGCAACAUGGUGAUUGUUUUAGCAGCCUUACUCUGUGCAUUAAUAUGUGCUCUUGGCCUAAACUCCAUCGUACGUUGUGCUUUAAGGUUUAGCUACAGAUUCUCCUCCAAUACCCCAUCAGCAGUUCAAGCUGCCAAUCUAAACCCAGAACAAGCAAUAGAUAGGGGGAUAAAGAAGCAGUCGUUGAGCCAGAUUCCAGAGGUGAAAUAUGAAUCGGGGCUAAAUAUUCCAGUCACAGAUUGUCCAAUUUGUCUUGGGGAAUUUGCAGAAGGUGAAAAGGUAAGAGUCCUGCCAAAAUGUAACCAUGGUUUCCAUGUUAAAUGUAUAGACAAAUGGAUACUGUCACACUCCUCUUGUCCAUUGUGUCGGCAACCCUUGCUUGAGCAGUCGAGUACAGCAAGUUGCGCCACUACUGCAGAAGAACAAGAAGCACACAUAAGAGUCAGAAUACCAGGGAUGCCGGAAUUCUGGACCGGCAGGUAGCUACUAGCUCUGAUCGGGUGGUGAUAAUUAACGAGGGAGCCAUGUUCAGUUCAGCUUGAUUUGUGGACAAGGGAAAGUUGGUUUUGCUGUUAGAAAAUUUCCAUGGAGUUGGUAAAGUCUUGCCUUUACAGAUUUUUGCAUCAUUGGAAUGUCAAUGUGGGGUAUUAUUGUUGUUGGUCGACAAUAAUUGGCUCCAAUAAUGUACAGAUUUUAGGAGAUAUUUAUUUCAGGUUUUUGUUUUUUCUUUAUUUAUUUAUUUAUUUUUGGUUUUGUAGUGAGGUUCUUUGAAUCCUUGCAGUGUCAUUAUCCAGUUAUCCAUAUUGAUUAUGAGUUUCUUCCA
Ricinus communis (castor bean) is the source of this 1263-nucleotide messenger RNA. RefSeq names its product RING-H2 finger protein ATL74. Gene Ontology annotation, molecular function: transferase activity. Gene Ontology annotation, biological process: protein ubiquitination. Lineage: Eukaryota; Viridiplantae; Streptophyta; Magnoliopsida; Malpighiales; Euphorbiaceae. The record is from RefSeq and is a predicted model, not a curated record. Bases 306 to 923 code for a protein of 205 amino acids. The transcript has a single exon.